AUGCCUUCACUAAAACAAAAAAAAAAAAUGCAUCAGCAUGGUGUAACUCCACCAAGCAAGCACCUUCUUGUCAAGUCAUCAUAUUCUUCCGCCGAAUACAGGAAAAAAAUGUUUGGUGGUUUAAAAAGCUUUUUAAAAGAAACCUCUGAAUCAAUAACAGGGAUUCAUCAUGAUUCCACAGAAAACUAUGGAUUUCGGGUCCUGAAGAUCCAAGAGAACUCCAAAACUGCUAAUGCAGGAAUUGAGUCUUACUAUGACUUUAUUACAGCUAUAAAUGGGAUAAUGCUGAAUGGUGAUCCACUAAUGUUUCGUUCUUUAUUGCGGGAUUCAUCUCCUGAAAUAACCCUUGAGGUCUUCUCAUUAAAAGGACAAAUAGCUAGAAAGGUUAAAAUUGAUGUUUCAAAUACGGAGGAAGAUAAACUAGGAAUGACACUUCAAUGGGCAUCAAUCCAUUCCGCAAUUGAUGCUGUGUGGCACAUUCUUAAUGUAAUUGAAAAUUCCCCUAUUGAUCUUGCUAAAGUCAUUCCUUACCAGGAUUAUAUCGUAGGCACUCCUGAAGGAAUGAUGACUGGUGAAAAAGCGUUGGCUGACUUAAUUGAAACACAUCUUAAUCGGCCGUUACGUCUUUAUAUUUACAAUCAAUAUCAAGACAGCACGCGCCAAAUUACAAUUGUUCCGAAAAGAAAUUGGGGCGGUGAUGGUGCCAUUGGCUGUGGUGUUGGGCAUGGUGCUUUACAUCGUUUGCCAGCUUCUCUUUCAGGACCUCCUCCUCAGCCGGGCAAUGUAGCCUUUUCGAAUCCUUUACUACCACCCACGGAUUAUUCUGAGACCAUAACGAACAAUGAGAAAACAUCAAAUCCCCCCAUCCCGCAAAAUGUUUCUUCUCCAACAGCUAACUUAGAAGGAGAGAUGCCUAUUCCUCAUUAUCAGAGACAUAAAAAGCACAACCGCAAUGCUAUUCAGGAUUCUACAAUCCAAAACUAUCUUGAAGAAGAAGAAUUGCUCAGUAAACAAUUAGAUCACAAGGCUCACAAUCCUGUGAUGGAUGCUAAUGCAUCCAAUUCAGUUCCCCCUCCACCUGUUGCUGCAAACCCAAGCGAGAACGAACAAACUUAA
Molecule: messenger RNA, 1116 nt
Organism: Schizosaccharomyces osmophilus
Lineage: Eukaryota; Fungi; Ascomycota; Schizosaccharomycetes; Schizosaccharomycetales; Schizosaccharomycetaceae
Gene: grh1
Product: GRASP protein family Golgi protein
Exons: 5
Coding region: 1-1116 (371 amino acids)
Biological process (GO): Golgi organization
Cellular component (GO): Golgi apparatus
Molecular function (GO): protein binding
Source: RefSeq, a predicted model, not a curated record